Messenger RNA from Ilex paraguariensis (yerba mate), 315 nucleotides. The record is from the annotation of a GenBank genome assembly. Lineage: Eukaryota; Viridiplantae; Streptophyta; Magnoliopsida; Aquifoliales; Aquifoliaceae.
AUGGAGGGCAAAGGUGUUAUGAGUGAAGCAGAAACAAGCAUGACAGGUACAAGAGGGGGCACUGGAGCUUGGGCACUGGUGGUAGGUGCUGCGACAAAUGCAUUCGGGCUAACUGUCAGGAAUGAACUACGUGCAGAGACAGGGGCUGGACAAGUGGUGAGAGAUGAUGGUGAUAGUGCUACUCUUCAUCCACGACGACGCAAGUAUCGUCGUAAAAUGUCUACUAAUGAUGGCGGGGUUAAGGUUUCUUGUACCUUCUCCCAUUUGUCGGAUCCUUCAUUAUUUUUCAUUGGCGUCGGGGUGUUUGUAGCCUAA